GGUUUUUGGGGGUAGAGGUAUUGGGGGAGCGAAUUCCUGGGCAUAUUCACUCCCUACUACUACUGCUUUUUAUCGUAUUUGAAUAAUCCAGGGCUAUGGAGCCCCCCGUAAUGGAAGAGGAUCAGGCCUUUCAGAAACAACCGUGAGUUAGUGUAGUGCAGAACAAAAAUCGCUAGGCUGGCCGUCCUUUUUUUAGGCCACAUAGGCUAGGGAAUGGCCAAUUGUCAACAAAGCUGCUACGGAUUGUCUGUUAGCAACUAGCUAGGAUCUCUUUUUUUGUUUAUAUGCAGAAUAACCUAGAAAAUGCCACUGCAAAAAAAGAAAUCACCAGUGAGAAAGUUUCAAGAUCGAAUAAUUUUCCAAAAAGGAUGCAAAUACAUUGGCUCAGUGGCUAUAACUCUGUUAAAUGGUGAAGAGAGACAACAUUUUGUCAAUGAAAAAUUACUGGAAAUGAAAGAUGUUGGUAAAGGUGUACCAGUAGUUUUAGUGAUAACUGAUGAAGGUAUAAAGGUAUUAAAACAAAACGAGUCAGCUGUGAAAAUGGCUCAUGGGAUCACAAGGAUAGCAUUUUCGACAUGCCAACCAGAACGGAGGCUGUUUGCCUAUGUAGCUAAAAGCUCUUCUGUUGAUAAGAAAGAGCUUAUUCAAGCACAUAUGUUUAAAACAAAGAAGAAUGUUCACUCCCAACAGUUAAGUUUGAACUUGUCAAAAUCUUUUAAAAUGGCUUAUGCAAAAAAUACUACAAAGAGGAAGAAUCGCGUUCAGCUAUUUGAGAUUGAAGCCAAUGAACAGCAGGUUAUAAGUGAUAUUCAAAGUCGUGGUAAGCGAUGGGCAAAAGUUGAAAUGGCCCACGGUCAUGAGUAUUCUGGCCAUGCGGUGAAUGCACGGAACAGUCAUUCUUCAGAUGUAAAUAAGUUGAUAGCUGACCUUGGCAUAGAUGAUACACCAACUCUUCCAUUAACACAGGAUUUAAAUAGUAAGGAUGAUCUUUGUGAUAAUGUUUUUAAUGCUGCUCCACAGAAUCCAAAUAAAAAGGAAACAUCCAUAAACCAAAUUUCAAAUGAAAAAAAAGUUGAAAGAAAUAAUAAUUCCAUUUCUUUGAAAAAUAAUGUGCAUGUUGUUGAAGACAAUAAACAUAGACCAAAGGAGAAGAAAAAAGAGUUUAAAAGUAUUUCUGAAGACCAGAAUUCAAUGGAAUCUUUAAAUAUUAAAACAGCUUGUAGUUCUGCCAAAAAGCAUGGAUUUGUAAGUCCUAUAGCUCGAUUCUCAGAUGUUAUUAAUGAUGUUGACCUGCAAAGCUAUCAAAACGUGGUUCUAGGUAAAAAUGGUUAUCAUGUUGUUGAUGAUUUGACAGCACAAGAAUAUAUGCAACAAGUUGAUGCAAAGAAUAGCAAGAUUCCACAUACUCGUUCUGUCCAAAUGGAUGUGUCACGAUUUACUAUGACCGAGGAAGAGUUAAUGAAGGACUCUGAAUGGUUCCAGCCUGGGUUUUCAAGAGAAAUUGCUGAAAAAAUUUUACAAAAUAGGUCGAUUGGGUCCUUCUUUAUUCGAGAAAGCACAAGUCAUUUGGAUAGCUAUGUUAUGACAGUGAAGGUCCCUGCACAUAUGAAACCAAUGGGUGUGGCCAACUUCUUGCUUGAGCGUGUUGAUGGUUCUUUUCGCAUUAAAGGCUUCUCAGCGAUAUUUCCCACACUUACUGACUUAGUUGCUCAUUAUGGCACUGUUCAGGAAGACAUUCCAUGUCAAUUGAGGCUAGCACAUGAUAAUCCUCUGUUUUUAAGGAGACAAUAUAUCGAUCAGCCUGAUGCUGUUAAUAAGACCCACAAUGAACAUGAAGAUGUUGAUUCUGAUGAGUACGAAGAUCCUGAUUAUGAGAAUUUUGAUUGCAAUGAAGAUAUUAUGAGGGAACUUUCCCUAAUGCAAAGCUAAAUUGCAUUGUUUGUGGGUUUUAUAUAUAUUGAGUUUUUUACAGUACAGUUACUAUAUUUAAAAAUAAAGAUCAUAGUGUUAAUUAUAGAAUAAAUUUGUUAAAAUUACAAAACACUUAGGUAUUGAAACAACAAUUUGGUUAAAAAUAGGUAAUAUUUUACUUUGUGCUUCAAUUCUCUAUUUAUACUGCACAUAUAGGAUUUAUAGUAUAUUUAUAUAAAUAAAUAUGCAAGGUUCUGCAUAAUGGAUAAUUUAAAAAUAUGUCAUACAAUGAAUGUAAUUCAGUAUAUAAUCCAUAAUUUGAAGGUACAGUACAGUCCAGAUGUAAGCGUACGCGUACGCUCAACUUGCAAAAAUAAUUGCUUUCAUUAAAAAAAACAAUAGGAUAGCGAGUUCCUUUCAAAUUGCGCGAAUAUAAUUGCUUCGUGUUAAAAACAAAAGCAUAGCAAGAAACAUUGUUUAAAAACAAUACUCUGCGCGAGAAAAAAUUAAACGCGAAGGCCAUUGAAUUUUAAUUUUUUUUAACAACGAAACUAAUUAUAGUAACGCGAUUUUAAUCUGAUAUAUUUAAAAAACACAAGCUCUUUUAAAAAACAAGAAAUGCAAUGAUCUAAAUAUUUAAAAAAAAACUAAUGCUACUUUUAAAACUUUUAAUAAUAUUUCUUUAUCGUCGAAACAUAUUUCUUAACAUGCGAAACUUUAAAGUUCUUUUUAUAAAAAGCAACGUUUAGCAACGCAAACGGGAAAACCCUACGUUCGGGACUUUUCCCUUCGCGAUAAGAUUUCAAAAACAAAUUAAAUUUUAAUACCGAAGAAAGAAAAAAUCUAAAAAUAUAACUUUUGACGUUUUAUAGUAUCACCUACAUUUUAUUGUUAAAAACAUUGUCUUUGUUUUUUUUCAGCGCAACAGCUCUAUCUCUUAAAAGAUUUAAACAAUGCAUCUCGCUGUCUAUUUAGUUUUCGCGCAAAUCUUUUAUUUUAUAAAACUAUCAAACAAUGGAUCGCCAUGUCACAUUGAUAGAGUUGAUAACAUUUUAAAUACUUAAAACACUAUCUAACGAAGCUUUCCUAUCGCCGUUCUUCGUUCUGUAACUUUCUAAAAAAUCAUUUCUAUCGCCGCUCUUCGUUAUUAAACUUUUAAAAUGUGAUAUAACGAAUCUUUUCUAUAGCCGUUUUUUGUUUUUAAACUUUUAAAAUGCGAUCUAAAAAAAACAUUUCUAUCGCCGUUUUUCGUUUUUAUACUUUUAAAAUGCGAUCUAAAAAAACAUUUCUAUCGCCGUUUUUAGUUUUUAAACUUUAAAAAUGCGAUCUAAAAAACAUUUCUAUCGCCGUUUUUAGUUUUUAAACUUUAAAAAUGCGAUCUAAAAAAAACAUUUCUAUCGCCGUUUUUCGUUUUUAUACUUUUAAAAUGCGAUCUAAAAAAACAUUUCUAUCGCCGUUUUUAGUUUUUAAACUUUAAAAAUGCGAUCUAAAAAAACAUUUCUAUCGCCGUUUUUCGUUUUUAAACUUUUAAAAUGCGAUCUAAAAAAAACAUUUCUAUCGCCGUUUUACGUUUUUAAACUUUUAAAAUGCGAUCUAAAAAAACAUUUCUAUCGCCGUUUUUAGUUUUUAAACUUUAAAAAUGCGAUCUAAAAAAAACAUUUCUAUCGCCGUUUUUCGUUUUUUAAACUUUUAAAAUGCUGUCUAAAAAAACAUUUCUAUCGCCGUUUUUAGUUUUUAAACUUUAAAAAUGCGAUCUAAAAAAACAUUUCUAUCGCCGUUUUUCGUUUUUUAAACUUUUAAAAUGCGAUCUAAAAAAACAUUUCUAUCGCCGUUUUUAGUUUUUAAAGUUUUAAAAUGCAAUCUAAAAAAACAUUUCUAUUAAAAUUAAAGUUUCAAUCUUUGUUAAAAUAUAAUAAUUUCUAUCUCUUAAAAGCUUUAUUUAACCCGCGCAACCAACAAUGCCUUCUCGCUAGUUUAUUUAGUUUCCACGCAAAACAAUUGUUUAAUAAAAAUAUUAAACAAUGGCUCUUCGUGUCACAUUGAUAGAGUUGAUAACAUUUGCAAUUAUGCUAUUGGGAAUAGUUAUGUUAACACUAUUUAACAAUAGUUACGCGCAGUUAUAAUAAGCUAUUUUUUCUUCAAUAAUCUUUUGUUUAUUACGCGCAAGUUAAUGACUUACAAGACUCGCAAGAUAAUUAAUAAGAACAAAAGACAAACAACUACCGCCUCCGAGAAAAAGGUGUGAAACUUGAGCGUACGCGUACGCUUACAUCUGGACUGUACUGUAUAUUUUGUUGAUUUUUUUAAGCAAAUUAUUAUACUAUAUAAAAGCAAUCGUAAUAAUGUACAUAAGUUUUUAUAGUUUUAUAGUGAAAGCACAAUGGUUUUGUAGGAGUUAUAAGUAGAAAUAUUUUUUACAUUUUAUUUUGUGUUCAGUGCUCAAAAUAUCAGCUUGUCAAUUUUCACUGACCACCGUCGGGAUAGGAAACAGACAGUCAAAUUGACUGGCAGCUAAUCAUGCCUUUCAUGAGCGAAAAGAUGCUUCUAAAAUUGUAGCAACAAAAUAAAAUAUUGUUUAUCCAGCAUAGCUAUUUGAUUAGUGUCUGUGUUAUAUUAUCAACAAAAUAUAUUAUCAACAAAAUAUAUGUGCCGGUUUUCUAGCAUGGAAUUUCAUACUUCUAAUUUUUAAAGCAUUUGUCCCAUGAGUAGUGACAAAGAUCAUCAUAAGAAUUUUAUGAUGCGUUCUUAUUAUGUUAAAAAACCCUGGUUACUCUACUAUAUUUCUCCACAAUAAAUUUAAUUUCAUUAAAAAAAAAGACUUGACAGGCCACUUCAAAUUCUAGGCAGUCACUAUGACCAAAAGGUUUUAGGUGCUGAUAUUGAAAAUGAUAAUUUAGAAUCAUGUUGAUGUAAUUUAUUACUGUUAUAUUUUUGUUGUCAAGCUAUAAACUCUUCUGUUAAAUUAUAAGCACACAGCUUAUAGUGUAUUCAGGUACAGAUGGGGAAAUUUUUUAAGCAUAUGCUAAGCAUAUUCUCCAGUCUUUGUAUUUUUUUUAUGGAUGUUUUAAUCAGACACAGAAUAAGACUAGUAAUAAUAAA
Messenger RNA from Hydractinia symbiolongicarpus, 5010 nucleotides. RefSeq lists its product as uncharacterized. Bases 304 to 1929 code for a protein of 541 amino acids. The transcript is spliced from 2 exons. NCBI's taxonomy places the organism in Eukaryota, Metazoa, Cnidaria, Hydrozoa, Anthoathecata, Hydractiniidae. The record is from RefSeq and is a predicted model, not a curated record.